Messenger RNA from Dracunculus medinensis (Guinea worm), 201 nucleotides. The record is from the annotation of a GenBank genome assembly. NCBI's taxonomy places the organism in Eukaryota, Metazoa, Nematoda, Chromadorea, Rhabditida, Dracunculidae.
AUGGCAGAAGGCAAACGGUCUAUGGGGCAAAAGGUAAAAUCUGAUUUGUCCCACGGCGUUCUGAGCAGUUCUAAUAGAAUUGAUCGUGCUGAAAGUGAUAUUACGGCAGACUGGAAUGCUGCGAAUGGAUUAUGGGGUAAAAGGUUGGAGCCAAGAUUUGCUUCUUUUUCAGAUCACAAAUAUACUUCAGAUAUGACAUAA